Messenger RNA from Epinephelus moara (kelp grouper), 468 nucleotides. Its product is annotated as cortexin domain-containing 1-like. The transcript has a single exon. Bases 286 to 468 code for a protein of 60 amino acids. The record is from RefSeq and is a predicted model, not a curated record. Lineage: Eukaryota; Metazoa; Chordata; Actinopteri; Perciformes; Serranidae.
GUGAUUUGAGGCAACAGUGCCCUGUUAAAAUUAGUGCACAAUGCAAGAAGUACAUAGUGCACAUACUGUACUAUACUGAAGUGUACUAACGAAAGUAUGUUUGAGUUUGAGACACACUCUUUGUGAUGGCUUUUGUGAGGAUGUCAUGGCUUCAGUCCCUCAGUCAUCUACAUGACUCAACAUAUGUAUCUUCUUCCUCUCUCUGUGUAUCUCCAGUCAGGUUUACAGGAUGGCAGCAGGGUGUGUAGGCGUGUCUGAGGACAGCAGCAGCAGACAACAGCAGUCAUGGAGGUGGAGGGCACUGAAGAGCCAGCCUUUGUGGACGUGGACCAGGGCUUGACUCUGGCCUGCAUUGCCUUCCUCUGUCUGCUGCUGGUAGCCAUGAUCAUCCGCUGCGCCAAGGUCAUCAUGGACCCCUACAGUGCAAUCCCCACGUCUACAUGGGAGGAACAGCACCUGGACGACUGA